AUGUUAGAUCUAGACGCCUGCUUAGAAAAACUAUACAAUAAACAGCUAUUAGCUGAAUGUGUGAUUAAAGAAAUAUGCGAAAGAGCAAAAGAACUAUUGAUGAAGGAAAGCAAUGUUGUUCACAUUAGUGCACCAGUAACUGUCGUUGGUGAUAUUCAUGGUCAAUACUAUGAUUUAAUAGAAAUAUUUCGGAUAGGAGGCUAUUGUCCUGAUACCAAUUAUCUAUUCCUUGGUGACUAUGUCGAUCGUGGAUUAUACAGCAUAGAGACGAUAUCCUUACUUGUUUGCUUGAAAUUGAGAUAUCCUGAUCGAGUACAGCUCAUAAGAGGAAACCAUGAAUCAAGAGCAGUAACUCAGACCUAUGGGUUCUAUACAGAAUGUAUGCGAAAGUAUGGAUCAACACAAGUGUGGAAGCAUUUUACAGAUAUGUUUGAUUAUUUGACGUUAUCUGUAGUCAUUGAUAAUAGCAUAUUUUGUGUGCAUGGAGGACUAUCACCAACUAUCCAUGUCUUGGAUCAAAUAAGAAUCAUUGAUCGAUUCAAAGAAAUACCACAUGAAGGAGCUAUGGCCGAUCUUGUUUGGUCUGAUCCUGAUCCUGAUAAAGAAGAAUUUGCAAUAUCUGCAAGGGGAGCUGGAUAUAUGUUUGGUAGUCUAGUUGUUGAAAGAUUCUUACAUAUGAACAACAUGAGCCAUAUCCUGAGAGCACAUCAACUGUGUAAUGCAGGUUAUCAAGUAUUAUUUAAUGACAAAUUAUCUACUGUAUGGUCAGCACCUAAUUACUGCUAUCGCUGUGGUAAUUUAGCAUCCAUACUCGAAGUGGGUGUGUAUGGUGAGAGAUAUUUUAAUGUAUUUGAUGCUGCACCAGAAAAUGAACGUAUUCUGGAUGGAAAUGAUACCUACGGAAAGGAAAUGGAAUAUUUCUUAUAG
Rhizopus microsporus ATCC 52813 is the source of this 927-nucleotide messenger RNA. RefSeq names its product Metallo-dependent phosphatase. The record is from RefSeq and is a predicted model, not a curated record. The transcript has 7 exons. NCBI's taxonomy places the organism in Eukaryota, Fungi, Mucoromycota, Mucoromycetes, Mucorales, Rhizopodaceae. Gene Ontology annotation, biological process: peptidyl-serine dephosphorylation. Gene Ontology annotation, molecular function: protein serine/threonine phosphatase activity. Gene Ontology annotation, cellular component: FAR/SIP/STRIPAK complex. The coding region runs from base 1 to 927 and encodes 308 amino acids.